AUGGGACGGACAGUCGUUGCAUUCGACCUCUACGGCACCAUCCUCUCCACUGAGUCAAUAGCAGGAGAGUUGGCAAAGCUAUACGGGCAAGACAAAGCUCAAUCUAUCGCAUCGCUUGCUAGAAGGUAUCAGCUUGAGUAUACAUGGCGUGCCAAUAGCAUGGGUACUUAUCGCUCGUUUAGCGAUCUUACGAGAUGGUCAUUUCGACAGGCUACCAAGGAAAUUGGGGUUGAGCUCACUCCAGAGCAGGAGGAACACGUGAUGAAUGCAUAUAACGGUCUCGAUACGUUUCCAGAUGUUGACGAUGCGCUCAAGAAAUUGGCAGAAAGUCCAUCUAUUGACCCUUACAUCUUCUCCAACGGCACCGCCGACAUGAUCGCCUCAUCGCUCAAGACAUCGCCUUCCUUGUCACAGGCGAGCAACGUGUUUACCCGGGAGAAGCUCGUGAGCAUCGACUCGAUUCAGGUGUUCAAGCCAGAUCCUCGCACGUACAAGUUCAUGGCCAAGACAGCGGGCCUGGAAUUGCAGCUUGACAAGGUUUGGCUCGUGAGCUCGAAUCCGUUUGAUGUAGUGGGUGCGACAGCGGUUGGACUCAAGAGUGUAUGGAUUGAUCGUGGUAGAAAAGGAUGGAGUGAUGGACUUGCGGGAUCGUUGGAUGUGAAACCUACAGUUAUCGCUGCUACUGUGGAUGAAGCCGUGCAGACGAUUUUGCGGCAGUCUGAGAGUAGUGAGUAG
Fusarium pseudograminearum CS3096 is the source of this 735-nucleotide messenger RNA. RefSeq lists its product as uncharacterized. Bases 1 to 735 code for a protein of 244 amino acids. The record is from RefSeq and is a predicted model, not a curated record. Gene Ontology annotation, molecular function: hydrolase activity, acting on halide bonds, in C-halide compounds. The transcript has 2 exons. NCBI's taxonomy places the organism in Eukaryota, Fungi, Ascomycota, Sordariomycetes, Hypocreales, Nectriaceae.